CUAUAAGUUUAUGUGUGAUAUAUGUGCCAUACAUACCUACGGUACAUAUUGUUGCAAGCAAAUUGUAGUAAGUGUUGAGCUUGCUUGAACAUUGUUGAUAUAUGUCACGUGCAUAAUAUAUGUGUAUGUUUCGUAUCAUGAUCCAAUUGUGUACAGGACUGUAGGAAAGCAAGUGGAUGAUAUGUGCGCCAGGGAAAGGGCAAGUAGGAUUCGGGAAGCAGAACUUAACAGAACCGACCCGUACCAGGAGAAGGUGAAGGAUAACUGGGUUAAGAUUGUUGAAGAAAUGCUAGUGAAACGAUUCCACGGUGUUAAAAAGGUGGCAUGGGAUCCUGUAGUAGAAGACAAGGGCAUAUCUGAGAGUGAGCAAGACCGCAAAAUCCGCCAGAUUCGCACCAGAUCACGGAGACAAUCUACCAUUAUUGUGGAAGACUGAUGCAAGAUUUAAGGAAGCGAUAACCUAUGAAGAUUGCAUCGAAUUUGCUACAUUUAUCAUACUAAUGCAAAAC
This is a messenger RNA of Priapulus caudatus, 509 nucleotides long. RefSeq lists its product as uncharacterized. NCBI's taxonomy places the organism in Eukaryota, Metazoa, Priapulida, Priapulimorpha, Priapulimorphida, Priapulidae. The transcript has 3 exons. The record is from RefSeq and is a predicted model, not a curated record. Bases 182 to 436 code for a protein of 84 amino acids.